Colletotrichum costaricense is the source of this 1500-nucleotide messenger RNA. Its product is annotated as cytochrome P450 3A17. Bases 1 to 1500 code for a protein of 499 amino acids. The transcript has 4 exons. The record is from RefSeq and is a predicted model, not a curated record. NCBI's taxonomy places the organism in Eukaryota, Fungi, Ascomycota, Sordariomycetes, Glomerellales, Glomerellaceae. Gene Ontology annotation, molecular function: heme binding; monooxygenase activity; iron ion binding.
AUGGGGGUCACACUUUUGCACCCCGAAGAUGAAUUCGAUCGAUGGGCCAUGGUCAUGGCAUUAGUUGGAGCUACAGGGGUUCUCGUAGUCUGCAACCUCUUAUUGCAGUACCUCAACUCCCCUCUCAAGCAUAUUCCAGGGCCUUGGCACACACGAUGCUCAAGACUGAGCUUGAAGCUUAGCCGGUUGACUGGAACCCGCAUGACAUACGUACACCAGCUCCACGAAAGGUACGGAAGCAUUGUCAGAAUCGCACCAAAUGAAUUAUCAUGCAUCGAUAUCCAAUCAGUUUCCCAAGUCUACAAGGUUGGCGGCGGUUUCGAAAAGGCGCAAUGGAUUGGCGACUACGCAACGAAGCUUCCAGCCCUAUCUCUGUCCAUGAUUCUGAACAGCGAAGAGGCGAAGCAGCGGCGAAGACUUUUGCAGGGCUCCUUCGCCAUUACAUCUCUACGAAAAAAUUGGGAAUCGACUAUUAGGAGUAAAGUUGAGCUUGCAGUCAUGAAGAUCAAGACAGAGGCUUUGGCGGGCUCAUCAAACUCGCACAAGUGGUGGACGUAUAUGGCCGCUGAUGUCAUCAGCCAGCUCUCAUUUGGGCAAUCAUUGGGGGUGCUGGAAUCCGGAAAGAGUACCAUGUACAUGCGAGCCAUUGAGAAUGCUCUGAUAGCGGAUGUCAUCCAAUGCGAGAUCCCAUUCCUCGCCUCUCUAUCCCAACUCAUACCUCGGUCACUGCUUCAAACAUUCUCUCGGCAGCUUGAGCAAGUCAGACUUGGUGGUGCAGAUGGCGUAGCGAGUGUCAAACAGCGAGGUCCAUCAUCAGCCCAAAGUAUCUUUACGGAAAUGAUUGCAGAAUGUGAUAGUGAAGGUCGGACUUGGUUGACAAAGGAGGCCGUCGGUAUGGAGGGUGCAGGUAUGAUGGUUGCAGGAACAGACACAACCGCUGCCGUUUUGACCUAUCUCAUCUGGUCGGUGUUGAAACAGCCAGUCCUGCAGGAAAAGCUUGAGAAUGAGAUUGCACUACUCGGCGAUAACUUUGACGAUAAACGACUCGAGGCGUGCCCCAUACUAGGUGCCGUCAUAGAAGAGACCUUGCGCUUAUAUCCCGCCGUCCUCUCAUCUCUACCAAGGCUUAUUCCAGGAGGGGGGACUACGCUGUCAUCGCACUUUGUGCCUGCAGGUACUGUUGUUUACAGCCCAGCCUACAGUCUGCAGCGCGACCCUAAGGUGUUCCCAGAUCCUCAUCGGUUCGAUGUUGAUAGAUACCUUGACCCGACCAAAGUUUCCCUCCAACAAAGGCAAGCAUACAUCCCGUUAGGAGCUGGGGCCAGAGUCUGUAUUGGUCAAUAUCUGGCAAUGAUGGAGCUCCGGCUUUCCACUGCUGUAUUCUUCAAAAGAUGUCGCGGGGCAAGACUAGGCCCAAACAUGCCAGCCGACAGCAUGGAAAUGAAGGAUUACGUCCUUCUAUCGCCGAAGAGGAAGCGAUGCGACAUCACCUUAAUUUAG